AAUUUGAGCCCAAUGCAAGUGCCCAUAAGCCCAAGUUCCUAACCCUUACCCGGUUGCCAUUUACCACCCGGUUACUCUGUCUGUCUCUCUCGAUUCCGGCGAAAUCCAAGCGUUGAAUUUCAGGCAAAUCGGCGGCAGGCGGCAGCUCAUUUUCACUGUUAGCUGAUGGGAUUUGGGAAUAGAGGAAUCGUUGCUGACAAAUGGUCAGGGAGGCUUUUAUGGGUCUGUGCAAUUGGAAGUGCAAUUGGGUUCUAUAUGGUCGCUGUGGAAAGACAAACUCAGAAUAGAGCAAGAAUGAUGGCUGAAGCACUGGCGGAGGCAGGAUCAAGUAUAGAUGCCAGCGAAAAAAGUUGAUAUUAUGGACUUGUGAUAAUGCUAAUGCAUUUCCAUUAGGUGUCGUUUCUUUCCUGGGGCCUUUCUUAUGUUUUGGCAAUCUGAGUCAUGCUCUGGAAACUAUUCUGUUGUAAUAAAUACUCGCAAUCCUCAUAAACAAAAAGACAUUGCUGGACAAAAAUUCGAGUUGGGAAAUGUGCGACUCUAGUAAUUUAAGCAUUUGCGCCGCCUAAGUUUGGUUAGAAAUGAAAGAGAAAAGAAGCUGCACGUCCUAAAUUAAAUUGGGAGAUGCUACCCAUGAAAGCAGCAACGAAGGGAGCAUAAAGUAAUAUAUUGAAUUCUUGUUUGUGCAACAAAGAGAAGAAUACAGUGUUAUAUAUUGAAUUCUGGUUUUCAUUUA
Solanum dulcamara is the source of this 733-nucleotide messenger RNA. RefSeq lists its product as uncharacterized. The coding region runs from base 166 to 354 and encodes 62 amino acids. NCBI's taxonomy places the organism in Eukaryota, Viridiplantae, Streptophyta, Magnoliopsida, Solanales, Solanaceae. The record is from RefSeq and is a predicted model, not a curated record. The transcript has 3 exons.